CAAUUCCAGAUGUUAGAAGGUACAAAAUUAAUGGGUUUGAAAGUUGCUACAAUUAUUUAAGCGGAAGUUGUUAUAGGAAUUGAAAACAUAUUCAGUUCAUUAAUUCAUUCUGUAGAGAAUUCAUCGUUGGCAAAACAACUAUUCGGAUAUGUAAUCCUGAAUUUUGCUCUAACCGAGGUUAUUGCCUUGUUUGCAUUAAUGAUGAUUUUUUUAUUUGUUUUUUGUUUUCUAAGUUUCUCCUUUUGA
Messenger RNA from Vigna angularis (adzuki bean), 246 nucleotides. RefSeq names its product ATP synthase subunit 9, mitochondrial. The record is from RefSeq and is a predicted model, not a curated record. Gene Ontology annotation, molecular function: proton transmembrane transporter activity. Gene Ontology annotation, biological process: proton motive force-driven ATP synthesis; proton transmembrane transport. Lineage: Eukaryota; Viridiplantae; Streptophyta; Magnoliopsida; Fabales; Fabaceae.